This is a messenger RNA of Stylophora pistillata, 2207 nucleotides long. RefSeq lists its product as uncharacterized. Gene Ontology annotation, molecular function: delayed rectifier potassium channel activity; ligand-gated monoatomic ion channel activity. Gene Ontology annotation, cellular component: voltage-gated potassium channel complex; membrane. The record is from RefSeq and is a predicted model, not a curated record. Gene Ontology annotation, biological process: potassium ion transmembrane transport; action potential. Lineage: Eukaryota; Metazoa; Cnidaria; Anthozoa; Scleractinia; Pocilloporidae.
CAUUCAUUUUUUUUUUGUGCAGUAUUUCGUAGAUCAAAUGCAUUACAUGAACUACGUCCACACAAAGUAGGAGUUAAAGAAGUAACUUUGGCAAAUUCUAACUCUGAAACUCGUACUCAGCUCUAAUUUUGGGUAACAAUGAAAUACUUGAUGAAGGUAUUUACAGCUGUCUUCACCGGGGUUGCUAUUACACAUUUCAAUAUUGUGUCAGCCAAAGAUAACUCAUCUACGAAGGAAGACGAACGGGAGAUCAAAUGGUUUCUCAAUCUUACAAUAACAUGGAUUGUCAAACCACCGUACGUCGCACUGCCUACCAAUGGAUCUAUAGACAGCAGGCCUCAGGGACUAAUCCGAGAUACACUUUUACGAUACAUCGAGUAUGAAUGCAGUUACCUUCAUAAUGGAAAAUACCAAAUACAAGACCGGCACAUAAACAGUGAAUAUGAAAUGAUCGAACUCUUGAGGCAAAACAAAGUCCACGUUGCAGCUCCUAUUUUCGAGCCAAAAGGGGACAGACACUACAGCGAGUUUCCGUUUUUCAAAGUUGUUGAUUAUCCAGGAACAGACUUCAUUAGCUCUGAGGAAAGGAACAAUAAGAUGAGCGACGUUUUGGAUGCCGUACUAAGGUCUUGGCCACUGCUAGCUGUUACUCUGGUCCUGACAGCAAUUUCAGGGGUUAUUAUGUGGGCAUUGGACACUUAUUGGAACAGUGAAGAAUUUCCGCGAUCAUUCAUCAAAGGUUCAUGGGAUGGAUUUUGGUGGUCCUUUAUUUCGAUGACCACAGUAGGCUAUGGUGACAAAUCUCCCAAAUCUCUUCCUGCACGGAUAUUCUCCAUUGUUUGGAUCUUCGUGGGCCUGAUUGUUAUGGCUAUCUUUACGGCGAACGUUACUACCGCACUGACGGCACUUACCCUGGAAACCGAACCAAGCAGAUUUGCUAAUAAGAAGGUUGCAGUUUUAGGAAAUGGGACAGAGUACCAACACGCGCAACAAGAGGAAGCUGAACCAAUAGUGCACACCAGUAUCAACGACGCCGUCAAAGCUUUACAGUCCAAGGACGUGGAUGGAAUAUUCAUAGAUCACUACACAAACAUCUUUUAUCACUCAAGAGAAAAAUUGAAAACGCUUCUCACCGUCAAGAAAUUGGAGCUUCAAAGAGAUGUCGGGGUUCUCUUUUCACAGGACAGAAAAGACCUAGCAGAUUGCCUAAAUUAUCAACGUUCCACCAUUUGGAGGUCGGCUCAAACCAUCACUACAACAUAUAAGCUCACUAAACGCAGUCUGGCAAAACAAUUCAGUUUGUUUGACGAUUCCUCCAGCUUUGUUAAAAUAUUGUUGUACAUAUUGCUUGGAGUUUUAGCAGGAAUGCUUUGUAUUGGAAUAAUAUGGGACACACUUAUCAGGAAGAAGUCGGAUAAGCAGAAAAAUUCCGUGAUAGAGUGGGGAGCCGAAAACAAAGGGAUGGCGUUAACUGAGAGAGAAAGUAUUCUGAACGACUUUGAAGUGGCCAAAAGACUUCUUAAACAAAUGCAAGAUCAUUUCACAGUACUGGAAUCAAAAGUGUCAAAAAUUCGAGAUAACCGGUAAACGGCGCGGUUGGGAUUUACAAAUUUAGAAUACGCAAGUAACGUGUGGUCACCAUACAUGGCUAAGUACAUAAACCUGAUAGAGAAUGUUCAACGACGAGCAACAAAAUUCAUACUUAACUAUCCACCAUCAGAUAUUUCUUAAACAGAGCGACCUGUAACACUUAAACUAUUGCCUCUUGAAUUCAGACGCGAGAUCAAUGACCUGAUUUUGCUUCACAAGAUCCAAAAUGGAUGAAAAAUAUCUCUUCAAACGUGUUAAUAAAGUCAACGCCUCGAUACAACACGCGCAACUUCGAUUCUGCGAACUAUAGACCUAUCUCUCAACACAGUAAAGACUAUUACCGUCAAUCAUAUUUUACUAGAACUGUCAAACUUUGGAACUCCCUACCCAUGGAUAUUAAAAUAGCUAACAAUAUAUCUUCUAUCAAAAGACAAAUACAACUCUUGUACUUUAAUAAUUUAUCUAUAUACCGCCCUCCAUAGAUAUUUACAUUGUAUUUUAGGAAUUUAAGUUUAUAUUUUAUUUUUUAAAGGUAAAAAUUGUCAAUUGGGACUUAUGUCCUGUUAUUCUUACCUGUCAUUCAACCAGUUUUUUCUUUUUUUUUUUUAAUUCAUUGU